Messenger RNA from Penicillium maclennaniae, 1803 nucleotides. RefSeq names its product MFS transporter. The record is from RefSeq and is a predicted model, not a curated record. The transcript is spliced from 2 exons. Gene Ontology annotation, biological process: xenobiotic detoxification by transmembrane export across the plasma membrane. Gene Ontology annotation, molecular function: fluconazole transmembrane transporter activity. NCBI's taxonomy places the organism in Eukaryota, Fungi, Ascomycota, Eurotiomycetes, Eurotiales, Aspergillaceae. The coding region runs from base 1 to 1803 and encodes 600 amino acids.
AUGCAAACCGUCAUUCGAGAUGCCCCGUUCGGGCAGUUGGUUCGGUAUGUCACGAAGAACAAGUACUUCCAAUAUCCCGAAGAGAAGCCCGACUUCCAAUUACCAGAGACCUGGAUCGAGGUGAUGCACCAGUCGGACCCGUUACGAAUAGGCUCAUCUCAAACGGUAAAGCCCGAAGCAGAAAGUCCUGGAAUUGCAGAAAAUCCCGACAGUCCUGGCGGCGACCACGACCAUGGCGAAGCUCUUAGUCGAGUGUCGACCGAGCACUCUUUCUCCUGGACAAGGGAACGACUGGAAGAAGAGGAACGACAUGAGAUCGAAAAAGUCAAGUCGACGCCCAUUGUCCCCAAACGCACUCGAGACGGCGUUAUCCUGGUCGACUGGUACUAUACCGAUGACCCCGAGAAUCCUCAUAACUGGUCGAAUACCAAGCGCGCUCUCAUCGCAACAAUUAUCUGUCUGUACACUUUUGUCGUGUACACCACGUCCGCCAUCUACACCUCCUCCACGAUGGGAGUCAUGAACGACUUCGGGGUCAGCACUCUCGCUGCUACGCUUGGUCUCUCACUAUACGUCCUCGGAUACGGUACUGGACCCUUGAUUUUCUCUCCAUUGAGCGAGAUCCCCGUCAUCGGCCGAAAUCCAGUAUACAUUAUCACGAUGUUCCUGUUUGUGAUUAUCUCCAUCCCAACCGCCUUUGUCGGCAACUUUGGCGGCCUUCUCGUACUUCGUUUCCUUCAGGGUUUCUUCGGUUCACCCUGUCUCGCCUCAGGUGGAGCCUCCAUUGGCGACAUGUACAGUCUCAUGUCCCUUCCCUACGCCCUGAUGGCCUGGGUUUCCGCCGCCUAUUGUGGUCCUGCCCUCGGCCCCCUUCUAAGCGGCUUCGCAGUCCCCGUAAAGGGCUGGCGCUGGUCCCUCUUCAUAUCGAUCUGGGCAUCCUCCCCAGUCCUUAUCCUCAUGUUCCUCUUCCUACCAGAAACCAGCACGGCAACAAUCCUCCUCCGCCGGGCCUCCCGCCUCCGCAAACUAAACUCCAAUCCCAAAUUCAUGUCCCAGUCUGAAAUCGACCAGCGCAACAUGCGCUUCUCCGACGUGACCGUCGACGCACUUCUAAAACCCCUAGAAAUCACCAUCAAGGACCCGGCCGUACUCUUCGUGCAGAUCUACACUGCUAUCAUCUACGGCAUCUAUUACUCCUUCUUCGAAGUCUUCCCCCUCGUCUACCCCGUCGAUUACGGCAUGAAUCUCGGCGAGAUCGGUCUAGUCUUCCUGUGCAUUCUUGUCGCCUGUCUUCUCGGCAUAGCCGUGUAUUUCUCAUACAUCUAUUUCUGGAUGAAUCCCCGCAUUAGGAAAUUCGGAAUGCCCUUGCAAGAGGCUCGUCUCACUCCCGCGCUCGUGGCUGCCGUCGGCCCGACUAUCGGUCUCUUCCUCUUUGCGUGGACGGCUAGGGCAUCCAUCCAUUGGAUUGUCCCGACGAUUGGAAUUACCAUCUAUGGUGCCACCGUGUUUAUCAUCAUGCAGUGCUUGUUCGUGUAUAUCCCGCUCAGUUAUCCGCAGUACGCGGCGAGUUUGUUCGCCGCGAAUGAUUUCUUUAGGAGUGCGCUCGCGUGUGGCAGUGUUCUGUUUGCGCAUCCGUUGUUUGGGAAUCUCGGGGUGGCGAGGGGAACAAGUUUACUUGGUGGCUUGAGUGUUAUUGGGAUUGUGGGCAUUUGGUUGCUUUAUUGGUUUGGGGCGAGGUUGAGGGCUUUGAGCAAGUUUGCCAUUUCGGAAUCCGCUGUGGAGGAUGUUACUGUUGAAGAGUGA